Molecule: messenger RNA, 1346 nt
Organism: Cannabis sativa
Lineage: Eukaryota; Viridiplantae; Streptophyta; Magnoliopsida; Rosales; Cannabaceae
Product: ervatamin-B-like
Exons: 2
Coding region: 1-1155 (384 amino acids)
Cellular component (GO): lysosome
Molecular function (GO): cysteine-type endopeptidase activity
Source: RefSeq, a predicted model, not a curated record
AUGUUAUUAAUUCAGAUAUCAAUAAAAACAAAAAACAUCAAAAAAAUCAUUUUGCAUAAUAAUCAAAUAGUACAUACUAGCAUGGCGUUAUUUGUACGUGAAUUAGGAAUGAUGAGUACAACAAUAUUAUGUGCGGUACUAGUUAUAAUCUUAGGUUAUAGUAAAGUGUGUCCUUUAGUAGAGUGUCGACGAUUGGGGCAAGACGAAGCCUCCUCUCAAGAUAAACAUGAGCAAUGGAUGAGUGUUCAUGGACGUACUUAUAUAGAUGAUGUGGAGAAGGAGAAGCGCAGUAACAUAUUCGCUGACAAUGCAGCCUACGUAGAGAAGUUUAAUAGCCAAGAAAAUAGAAGUUUCACGCUGAAAACUAAUUCCUAUGCCGAUUUGACAGACAAUGAAUUUAUGAACGCUCAUACUGGAGGAAAAUAUAGGAGGUCUAAUAGGUCAAGUUCAUCUCAGUUUGAUUCAUCUUUUAUCUCCGAUUCUAUAACUAAUGUUCCUUCUAGCAUCGAUUGGAGGCAAAAAGGAGCUGUUAGUCCCAUAAGAGAACAACUCCAAUGUGGAUCUUGUUGGGCAUUCGCAUCAGCGGAAGCUGUUGAGAGCCUAACAAAGAUUCGAACAGGGAAGGCGUAUAUACUCUCAGUACAACAACUAUUGGAUUGCGCCACACAAAAUCCAAACUCUCGUGGCUGCGGCGGUGGUAACCCGGAGGAUGCUUUUGACUACUUGAUAAGCAACGGAGGCAUAACAACUGAAUCUAACUACCCAUAUAAAGCAAAAGACGGAAGUUGCGAUCGAAAAAGGGCAUCCCAAAUCGCAGCUCGAAUUAGUGACUACAAGUAUGUGCCAGAGAAUAACGAGAAUGCAUUGCUUCAGGCGGUGGCCAAACAACCGGUGACGGCUUUCGUGAAUUCUGAGGGGAAAGAGUUUCGUUUAUACUCAAGUGGGGUCUUCACCGGAAGCUGUGGGACAACAUUGGACCAUGUUGUGUUGAUCGUUGGGUAUGGUCAAGCUGAAGAUGGGACCAAAUAUUGGGUGAUUAAAAAUUCAUGGGGAGAACAAUGGGGUGAGAAAGGUUACAUGAGAAUUCAGAGAAAUUCUGGUCCUGCACAAGGAAAAUGUGGUAUUGCCAUGUCUGCUUCAUAUCCAAUUGCCUAAUUAAUAUUUUAAUAAGAUCAAUGUUCUAUAUUGCAAUGGUUAUUGUUUUUAUGCAAUUUGGAAGUAUGAUCUUGUGUGAUUAUGAUUCUCUUCUUACCUUCAACUUAUAUCUAAUCAAUAAUUAUGUUAAUAUUAAUGGUGAGCACUGUCACAUUUGGUUAUUUACUAUAUUCUUCUUUAAAUAUCUUAAC